Asterias rubens (European starfish) is the source of this 1811-nucleotide messenger RNA. RefSeq names its product dynein light chain Tctex-type 1. Gene Ontology annotation, cellular component: cytoplasmic dynein complex; cytoplasm. Bases 92 to 433 code for a protein of 113 amino acids. Lineage: Eukaryota; Metazoa; Echinodermata; Asteroidea; Forcipulatida; Asteriidae. The record is from RefSeq and is a predicted model, not a curated record. The transcript has 3 exons. Gene Ontology annotation, biological process: microtubule-based movement. Gene Ontology annotation, molecular function: dynein intermediate chain binding.
UCUCGACUGAGCAGUUAAAAACACACGGAGUGACGGAAAGCGUGAUCAAAACCUCUUUUUUUACACUGUUUUGCUGAAGGAUUCAAGUAAAAUGGAAGAAUAUCAGACAGCAGAAGAGACUUCGUUCGUGGUUGAUGAAGUCAGCAACAUCAUCAAAGAAGCUGUUGAAGGGACGAUAGGAGGCAACGCAUACCAACACAACAAAAUCAAUCAGUGGACAUCCAACGUCGUUGAACAAUGCCUCAAUCAGCUGACAAAACUGGGCAAACCCUUCAAAUAUAUUGUCACCUGUGUCAUCAUGCAGAAGAACGGCGCUGGUCUCCACACAGCGAGCUCCUGUUUCUGGGAUAACAUGACCGAUGGAAGCUGCACCGUCAGAUGGGAGAACAAGACAAUGUACUGCAUCGUCAGUGUCUUCGGCCUAAGCAUCUGAGAUCGUUCGCCAAUUUGUAAAUAGUCAUGAUGGGGUCAGAGGUUAAAGUUCAACGGGGAAUGCAUAGCUUGAAUGCAUGUUAAUGGGGUCCCCGUAAGCUGACGGGUUUAAAAUUCAAUUUGCAAAAAUCGCUACAAUCUCAACACAGGGUUGAGGUGUUUUGGCGGCUCAUUUUAAAGAUAAAGUGCAGAUUUAAGAUUCAAGGGUUUGUGGGUUUCAUCAGACUUCAUUUUUCCGCGGGGCAAAAUAUUUGUUUUAUUAUUAUUAUUUUUUCAUUUUGAUAUUUUAUAUCUGUCUUUCUGGGUUUAUGAACACAUUUUGCGCCUCUCCGUCCGCUUGCAGAUUUUAAGUUGACAUUUAAAAAACGUUUUUCCUUACUUUUGUUUUUCCCAUUAACCAUUGUUAACUUUAAAAGCAAAGACUUGUACAGCAAGUGCACUCAGUCAUUGUACACAUUUUUGUGUUCAUUGUGUUUGUGACAUUCCAUACAAGUUUUCAUGUCCCAUAUCAAACACCUAUUCCUACUCGACGUAUUGCACUGUUGAACGUCAAGUUUGCUGGAAGAUUUUCAGUCACCAGGCCCCAUGGGGGCAUGGAGAUAUUUUGCCUUCGCUUCCUAACCCAUAGAGUUUUAGGUCUGGACUUGGGUUUAUUUUAAAUGUGUGUAUAAAGCAUGAUCGUAACUUGGAAUGAAUUGAAAUGUGUACAUGUUUGUAAAAACAGUGAUAGUAGUGGACAGCUUGUAAUAACACGAACACUGGGCUAGCCAAAAUGCCUACUCAACGUAUUGCACUGUUGAACGUCAAGUUUGCUGGAAGAUUUUCAGUCACCAGGCCCCAGGGGCAUGGAGAUAUUUUGCCUUCGCUUCCUAACCCAUAGAGUUUUAGGUCUGGACUUGGGUUUAUUUGAAAUGUGUGUAUAAAGCAUGAUCGUAAUUUGGAAUGAAUUGAAAUGUGUACAUGUUUGUAAAAACAGUGAUAGUAGUGGACAGCUUUUAAUAACACGAACACUGGGCUAGCCAAAAUACCUCUUUAUAACAUUGUUACACUGUACUUGUAUUAGAGGACAGCAAAAAAACACACAAGUAGAAAAGAGAUUUGGGACUUUAGAAAGUACUCUUUAUAAGCAGACCCUCUUUACAACGAGUGUUGACUGUAAAUGUGUAGAUCUUUAUUUGUGGUUGCCUUGUAGUGGGUAUAUUUAUAUGUCAGGUACCCAGUCUUAGCAAUGUAAAUAUACGCACCGACUCUCACAGAAAAAGGGGCCAAUCUGUUUUUGCUUCCAGCCACAUUUCGAGCAUUUUAGUUAUGUAUAUUCCAUGUUGAUUUAAGUGUUAAUCGAUGGUUUGAAAUAUAUUUCCUUUUUGAAAAAAAAAAAA